AUGAACCUUUUUACCCAGUUCCUGAGCGAAAGAAGUGGGUUGCCAGAACCCCCAUUACGACUAUUGCUCACCGUAUUACUUGGUUUUCCUGCUGCUGUUAUCUACAAUUAUCUAUUCGGUCAAAAUGCACAAAUUUCUACAACUAAAGAUGGUGUAAACCUCAGCCACUACAAGAUUUACUAUAUAUUAGGCGCGGGCAUCCUACUCAACUAUUUCUUUAACAGCUUUUACAUAUAUCAUUCACUUCUUACCAUUUCAGUCACUUACGGGCUACUGUAUAUUCUGGGCGAGCAAACGUUAAAGAAUCGGUUUAUAGCCAAUGUCUGCGUAUGGAUUUUCAAUGCCGUUUAUUUGCUACUUGGAUACUAUUAUAUGCAAACUGAUGAUUACGAUAUUACAUGGACUAUGACACAUUGUGUACUAUGUUUACGGUUAAUGGGAUUUGGUUUUGAUUACUAUGAUGCUGCCAAACAUUUGCAAAAGAAAGUAGCAGAAGGUACUGUGAAUCCUGUAGGAUUAGAGGCAGAAGUUAAACAGACAGCUGUUAUCAAAGAGGAUGAAAACACAACAACUACAACUAACCAAUCCAAAAAAACACCUUCCUCAAUCUUACCUUUAUCUUUUUUGGACGAUACACCUUUGUUUGAACUUCCGAAUAUUCUUGAAGUAUUUGCCUACUGUCUAUUCCCUUCUGCUUUUUUGGUCGGGCCACAAUUCUCUUUUUCACUCUUCAAGAAAUGGAUUAAUAAUGAAACACAACAGGAACUUACAACUUUGCAAAAAGAAGAAACCUACAAAAUUCAGAUUGUGUAUGUGCUUCGAUCAGUGGCGUUGGCUGCUCUCUACUUAGGCAUUCAACAGACUAUAGGCACGCAAUAUUCAACGAGUUAUCUGUUGACAGAAGAAUAUAGAUCAUUAAAUUUCAUAAACAGACUAUUUAUUCUUUGCUUAGCGGGCAAAUUUGCCUAUAUGAAAUAUAUCGGCAUCUGGUUACUGACGGAAGGCUCUGUCGCUUUAUUCGGCAUAUCCUACGAUCGCCGGAACUACUAUAAUACUGUUGACAAAAAAAACGUUACUCUUUUCAGCGGUCUGGCAAAUACCAAACCUGCAUUGUUCGAAACUGCUACAUCAAUUGAUCACAUCAUCCUAUCGUUUAAUAUCAACACUAAUCUAUGGACUAAGUACUACGUUUUCAAAAGGCUGAGAUUCUUGGGUAACAAAAAUCUGUCGCAGUUCGGUACCUUAGCAUUCUUAGCAAUCUGGCACGGUUUCCAUACUAUGUAUUUCGUUACAUUUUUGCUCGAGUUCGUAUAUGUACAGGCUGAAACAGUACUCCGUGAGCGUCUUGUAGUGCCUUAUAUAUACCCUUUUGUCGGUAGCUCAGACAACAGUAUGAAGAAAGGGCCACUUUUUUAUGCAUGGAAAAUUAUUGCUUGGGCCACGUGCCAAUUUACAGUCACUUAUGCAGUAGUUGGUUUCGAAUUGCUGAAAGUGCAUAAGAGCAUCGCAGCUUAUCAAAGUGUAUACUUCGUAGGCCAUAUACCUGCUCUUAUCGUCUUGGCACUGCAUAAAAUCUUACCUAAGCCUAUGUCUAUGAAAAAGAAAGUCGAGUAA
Messenger RNA from Mycotypha africana, 1614 nucleotides. Its product is annotated as MBOAT, membrane-bound O-acyltransferase family-domain-containing protein. Gene Ontology annotation, molecular function: lysophospholipid acyltransferase activity; 1-acylglycerophosphocholine O-acyltransferase activity. The coding region runs from base 1 to 1614 and encodes 537 amino acids. The transcript has 2 exons. Lineage: Eukaryota; Fungi; Mucoromycota; Mucoromycetes; Mucorales; Mycotyphaceae. The record is from RefSeq and is a predicted model, not a curated record. Gene Ontology annotation, biological process: lipid modification; phosphatidylcholine biosynthetic process. Gene Ontology annotation, cellular component: membrane.